This is a messenger RNA of Prionailurus viverrinus (fishing cat), 2649 nucleotides long. RefSeq names its product cation channel sperm associated 3 (gene CATSPER3). Gene Ontology annotation, cellular component: membrane. The record is from RefSeq and is a predicted model, not a curated record. The coding region runs from base 1374 to 2576 and encodes 400 amino acids. Gene Ontology annotation, biological process: transmembrane transport; monoatomic ion transport. Gene Ontology annotation, molecular function: monoatomic ion channel activity. The transcript is spliced from 8 exons. Lineage: Eukaryota; Metazoa; Chordata; Mammalia; Carnivora; Felidae.
GACUUGCACCAUGCUCAGCUACUUGAGUGAGCAUGAGGAUCCCUGAUGCCAUCCAUCUGUAUACUCAUACAGCACACACCUGCAAAGGGCCUUCUGUGUGCCCCAGGGGGAGUGGGCGCAUUGAUGUAUUGGGGGAAGGUGGAAACAGAUUCAGGUGGAGAACUGUUUCAGACUGUCUCCCAGCAGCUGCUCCAGGAGACCACUGUGGGAAUGUCAGCCACAAGCCCAGAAGAAUUUAGGGGGCAUAUGACCAAAGAAGGCAGUAGGGGGUAUAGGAAGAGCUGAUCCCUGAGGGAGAGAAUGUAGAGAAAGAAGCUGAAGUAUGAAUCUUGGGGACAUUAAUCAGAGUGGUUCUUCAUGCUUCACUGUUGAUGAUUUUAAAUGGAGAAACUGAAUAAAUCAGAUGUUAUUUCCCAGUUCAGUGUAUUGGUUGCCUCUAAGAGUAUUUUCCUAACAGGAACAGUCAUAUACACUUGUUUUAGAAUGCCUGUGACAACAAAGGCAUUGUGGUAGUUACUUCCUUUUCUUAGCGAUCAAGAACUUACAUUUGCACAAAUUUGAUCAAUUUAGCCACUAAAGAUUUAGUGUAGCACAGGGCUCCUCAGAUCACUCUGUCUAGAUUUGCCUUGGAAACCAAAGGGGUUAGGUAGGGGUAUGAAAGUAUGGUGAAUAUAUUAAUCCCAAGAAUUGAACCGAGCAAAAACCCUAUUGCUCAUGCACAUAAAGUAUCUCUACCCCAUAGGCUUAUCCCCUAAACUCUGUUUAGGAGGAUCGUAUGCACACAUUACAUCCCCCCAAUUAGCUAGUGCUGGGCAUGGCUAACCUCUGUUUCUACGUUUUCUUGUGUUCUAGUCCCAAACCCAUCAAAAUCUUUUCUGUCAUUCCUGGUGUCUCCAGUCCAGUCUUGUGCCCUAGAGUUAUGCUAUUGGCUUCUAGAACUCAGAGAACUUUGUUUUCCCCUCUUAUAUGACCCUUAUCUCUUUCUAACACAUUAAGGGGCUUUGUCUAUCCGAUGGGGAUACUUCUGAAGAAGGAAGGGCUUUUGUCUGCUUUAGCUCUAGAAUCUGUCUCUCACCUUUAGCCUGGAGCUUUAUAGUUCCUGUGUACUCAUAACCCUUUGGCUGACCUGAGGUGCUUAGUCUCCCAGGGAAGACAAGCUGUCUGCAUAGGUCAGAUGGGGAGGAUUUUACUCCAGGGAACUGCAGACUACCACUAUACUGGAAUGCCCAAGAGUGACCUCAUAAAGCAAGGGUUCCUUUUGUGGGCCCUGCUCUGUGGCCUCUCGGGAUCUAGAUGCCAAGGAGAUCUCUAAGCAUAGAUUUUCUGUUGGAUGAUUAAAGCAAAGGAUAAAAAUUGAAAAUUUUUUUGGGAAAAUGCCUCAACAGUUUCAUUACCAGAAGGACACAAGAGUCAUUUCAAGCUCGCUGUUGGAUAAUGCCUCAAAGCCAUUCUAUUCGAGAUUCGGGAGCUUUCAAAGGAAAGAUGCUCAAUGUCAGGAAUUUGUGAAGAGAGUCAUAAUGAGUCAUCUCUUUAAGAUAAUUAUGAUUAGUAUCGUCUCCAUGAAUGCCUUUUUUGUGGUCUUGUGGACUGAUUAUAAUACAAGAUACAACUUAUUCACACUUUGUGAGGUGUCGGAGCUCAUCUUUGUGUCCAUCUAUAGCUCUGAGUUCUGCAUGAAGCUCUAUGUGGACCCCAUCAACUACUGGAAGGAUGGCUACAACCUGCUGGAUAUAAUCAUUAUCAUCAUUAUCUUCAUUCCUUACAGUCUCCGCAAAUUCAAGGGCAAGCACUACCCCUACCUCAACAUUGCUGACGGCAUUCAGUCCCUGCGCAUCCUCAAGCUUAUCACCUAUAGCCGUGGCAUCCGGACACUCAUCACCGCCGUGGGGCAGACAGCCUACACCGUGGCCUCCGUGAUCAUCCUACUCUUCGUCCUCAUGUUCAUCUUCGCCAUCUUGGGCUUCUGCCUGUUUGGAGUUCCAGACAGGGGUGACCCGAAUAACUGGGGGAACCUGGCUGUGGCUUUCUUUACCCUCUUCAGCUUGGCCACGGUCGAUGGCUGGACAGACCUACAGGAACAGUUGGAUAAUCGGAACUUGGCUCUCAGCCGGGCAUUCACCAUCAUCUUCAUCUUGCUUGCCUCCUUCGUCUUCCUCAGCAUGUUCGUGGGUGUGAUGAUCAUCCACACUGAGGACUCCAUUAAAAAGUUUAAGCGGGAGCUGAUGGCGGAGAGACAUGUGACGCUCAUGGAGGAGAAGCAGGUGAUUGUGAAGAGGCAGCAGGAAGAGGUCAGCAGGCUGAUGCAGACACAGAAAAAAGGUGACUACAAAAGUUUCAGUGAGCUGGUAGAGAACUUCAAGAAGACCCUGCGGCACACUGACCCCAUGGUCUUGGAUGAUUUUGGCACCAGUCUGCCCUUCAUCGACGUCUACUUGUCCACCCUGGACAACCAGGACACUACGAUCUGCAAGCUUCAGGAGCUGUACUGUGAGAUCGCACACGUGUUGAGCCUGAUGCUUGAAGACUUGCCGCAGAAGAAACAGUCCCAGUCCUCUGAAAAGGCCACUGAGCAGUAGGGGGCGUGGGGACCAGGUGCCAGUGUGACCUGCAGGGCAUGACAGGCCCCCCAUUAAACACAAGCUUUCUGAA